AUUUUGAGCACACCCUGCGCCGCCGCUGAGAUGCCGAUGAUGACUGUUCUGAAAUGGGCAUGUGUCCUUAGUCUCGUCUCUCUGGUAGCUUCCCAGACAAGAACUGUUACAUACACGGGAGAAAGGGUUCUCCACUGCGUUGGCCCCGCCCCUCACGUUGUUGAAGCAUCAGAACUGCUACAUGAUCCUGCAGUAGACGUGUGGGCAGUUCAUGCUGAUGGCAGUAUUGACAUUCGAGUUAUGAAACAUUAUGAUGAAAUGAAGACACAACUUGAGAAGAUAUUCCAACAGUGCCAUCUGGUCAUACCUGAUCUAGAAGACUUCAUGAGCCAAAUGGAACAAAACGAAAGGAAACAAGCAGUCAAUAGCUCACUCAGUUGGUUUGAGGAAUAUCAUACUUAUGAUGAAAUCAUAGGCUGGUAUCAAGAAUUGAGUUCUGAGUAUUCUGAAUUGGUGAAAUAUGAAGUGAUUGGAUUGUCUGGUGAAGAUCGAGUAAUGCCUGCUAUCAGGAUUGGUGCUGAAAAUGCAAGGGAGAAGAUCUACUUUCAGUGCCAAAUUCACGCACGCGAGUGGAUUAGUGGUGCUGUUUGCAUGUAUGUUGUUGACUACUUGGUGUCAAGUUAUGGCGAAGUAGAGGAGGUGACCAGUUUGCUGGAGAAGCUGCAGAUCCUGGUUGUGCCAUUUGCCAAUCCUGAUGGCUAUCAGUAUACUUGGACCGAUGAUCGCAUGUGGCGCAAGAACAGAGCAAUGAAUGAGGGAAGCAGUUGUAGAGGAGUAGAUCUCAAUCGCAAUUACAAUGAUCACUGGAACGAGGGAGGCAGUUCAAGCAAUCCAUGCAGUGAAACAUAUCAUGGCCACAGUGCAGAGUCCGAACCCGAAACUCACGUUGUUUGCAGCUUCUUCAGGGAUAAUGGACCAAUUAUUGGUGCUAUCGACUGGCACUCAUACUCCCAACUUAUUUUAAGACCUUAUGGUUGGACUUCUGAAGACUCUCCUGAUGAGUCACUGUUGAAGGAAUUGGGUGACGGAAUGAGCCGAAGCGCCUACAAUGUCCAUGGAAUGCAGUAUUCAUCACAGAAGUCAAUUGGAUUAUAUCCUGCAACAGGAACAGCAUCUGAUUGGUUUUAUGGGACUGAUGCUACAUCUACUAAUAAUGGUUAUCGAGCUGCUGGUUUCACUAUUGAGCUUCGUGAUACUGGAUAUUACGGAUUUUUGCUUCCAGCAAAUCAGAUUGUAUUUAAUGGACAGGAGAUGGUGGCAGCUGUUGAAUACUUUCUUAAUUUCUGUCUUAACAAUGCAAUUGUUGUUACUGAGGAAGGAUUUAAUUGAUAUUAAUGUCUACUUGCUUGCUCUAGACUGAAGGUGAUUGUCUCUCAUUUUCUUGUCUUGUCUAGUUAUAUUACACUAUAUUUGUUAUUUUGCUGGAAAGUAUAGUUUUGUAUCGUCUAGUCAAUCUGUUAGUUUUUAUAUGUCAUAUGAUUGAUGCUUCAAAUCAGUGUCAUGAACAACAUUAAAUAUUAUUAUACGUUUGUACA
Molecule: messenger RNA, 1535 nt
Organism: Corticium candelabrum
Lineage: Eukaryota; Metazoa; Porifera; Homoscleromorpha; Homosclerophorida; Plakinidae
Product: carboxypeptidase B-like
Exons: 12
Coding region: 31-1329 (432 amino acids)
Biological process (GO): proteolysis
Molecular function (GO): zinc ion binding; metallocarboxypeptidase activity
Source: RefSeq, a predicted model, not a curated record